This is a messenger RNA of Saprolegnia diclina VS20, 1029 nucleotides long. RefSeq lists its product as hypothetical. The coding region runs from base 1 to 843 and encodes 280 amino acids. Gene Ontology annotation, molecular function: metal ion binding; cysteine-type deubiquitinase activity. The record is from RefSeq and is a predicted model, not a curated record. The transcript has a single exon. NCBI's taxonomy places the organism in Eukaryota, Oomycota, Saprolegniomycetes, Saprolegniales, Saprolegniaceae.
AUGCGUCGCAGCAAGCAAGUGUUCUCGCUCGCCUUUCCGAACGCCGUCGCCUCGCCCGACGCAGCGUGGAUGGAGAAGAGCGAGAGCGCGCUCUGCGUCAUUUGCCACUCGCCGUUCCAGCUCUGGACAAAGUGGAAGCACCACUGCCGCCUCUGCGGCCGCCUCGUGUGCGCCGCCUGCUCGCCCCACCGCGCCUACAUUGACAAGGCGUCCAAGCGCACAUGCCGCCUGUGCGGUGACGUGCUGCACAUGCUCCAGGCGCUCGGCGACGCCCGCGUGCACAGCAAAGCCGGCAAACCGUCGCCUUUGUUCUUUCAGCAGCCGCACCCAGCCGACGAGUAUGGCACGAUCAUGGCCAUCUCGCGCGCGUCGCUGCGGUCAGACCUCUACUACAUCAUUUCGGCGUGGUGGCUAAGUCGGUGGCUUGCGUACGUGACCGCGGGCGGCGACCACCCGGGCGCGAUCGCCAACCACUCGCUGCUCUCGUUUCAUCGCGGCCAGCUCUUGCCCAAGCCCGAGUUGCCUCUUGGCGCGUACCAUGCGAUUCACCCGGACGUGUGGAAGGUGUUUCAGCACUACUACGGCGGCGGGCCGUCGAUAUCGGUCGUCGGCACCUCGAAAGCGUGGAACAUUCACUUGCGUCCGACCGAGAUCUUUGGACACUGCUGGUUCCCCAUGGACGACGACAACGACAGCGUGUCGGAGCGCCCGAGCGUGAUCCUUCGCCACCUCGUCGUGACACCGCCCUCGAUCGUCGUGCCAUCGACGCUCGCUGCGCGAUAUCAAAAAGCGCGGCUUGCGCCGUGUCGCCCGCGCGACUUGGGUUCUGUCCCAACGUCGUAGCGUCCGGCCCCACCGUCGUUGUACUACAGUAUCUGUGUUUCGACAAGUUGUCGUCGUCGUCGUAGCCCCAAUCUCGUUUAAUCGAUUCGAACAUGGAUCGACCCCGCGUCCUAUCCUACCCCAGUAUCUCCGGCCCAGUGUAGUACCGUACGCUGUAAGGUUACACGGGACAUUGCCCUUUCUCAA